Molecule: messenger RNA, 909 nt
Organism: Ascochyta rabiei
Lineage: Eukaryota; Fungi; Ascomycota; Dothideomycetes; Pleosporales; Didymellaceae
Exons: 3
Coding region: 1-909 (302 amino acids)
Biological process (GO): mitochondrial citrate transmembrane transport
Source: RefSeq, a predicted model, not a curated record
AUGGUCGCGAGUGGAGAUGACAAGAGUACGCCUGCCGUCGUUUCGCUGGCUGCGGGCGGCAUUGCAGGAGGUGUAGAGGGUUUCUUAUCGUAUCCUAUGGAAUUCGCAAAGACUAGAGUACAAUUGAGAGCUGAGAAGGGACAACCAACUCCACGUAACCCAUUCCUGGUUGUCACACAGGUCUAUCAAAAAGAAGGAUUGCGAGCACUGUAUAAAGGAUGCGGCGCGUUAGUCUUUGGCUCAGUAGGGAAAGAUGCGGUGCGCUUCUUGUUCUUCGACCAAAUUAAGGAGACUUUUGCCGAUCCUGCCACCGGCACUUUGUCACCCGGACGCAACCUGCUUGCCGGCAUGACUGCUGGUGUUGUAGCAUCAAUAACUGCAGUAACACCGACUGAGCGUAUCAAGACCGCCCUUAUCGACGAUGCGCGUAAGGAGAGGAGGUUUCGUUCAGGUUUGCACGCUACGCGCGUCAUAUGGAAAGAGCACGGUAUCCUUGGUCUGUAUAGAGGCUUUGCAGGAACCACGUUGAAGCAAGCAUCAGCCACAGCAUUUCGGAUGGGGACCUACAACAUUCUCAAAGACUACGAGAAGAGAAAAGACAUUCAACAAAACACGGCCGUCAACUUCGCAAACGGUUCUGUAGCCGGCGUUGUGACUACACUUGCAACACAGCCGUUCGACGUGAUCAAGACCAGGUCGCAGAGUGCAAGGGGAACGAACACGUUGGAGGCUGUUAAGAGCAUUCUACUCGACUAUGGUAUACGAGGGUUUUGGAAGGGGACGACCAUGCGUUUAGGACGUACAGUUUUCAGCGGUGGUAUCUUGUUUACCAGUUACGAGGCUGCUGUUAAGGUCAUCCUUCCCUUAUAUCCAGAAGUCAAGCGUGUGGAAGGCGCCGAGUCAACAUAA